AUGUACACCGUAGUUGUUCCUGCUGCCUCCACGACGGACGUGCAUGUCUCUGGGAGUGGCCGGAACAUUAGGGAGAUUGAUCUCGGCGCCGUCUUCUUCACCCGCGAGGAUAAAGAGACACUUUCUCUCAUCACCUCCUUUGAUCUCUCCCACAAUCACAUUGAACAACUACACCAAUUAGACGCAUUAGUUUCCCUCUCUCGACUCACCGCAAGUCACAAUAAAAUUGUUAUGAUUGGUUCUUUACCUGUCACCAUCACACAAUUGGAUGUCUCGCAUAAUAAGUUGCAAACCCUUGACGGUAUUGGACGACUCCCACAUCUGCGUGAAUUAAAUGUGAGUUACAAUCAACUUCAUAGUCUUAACGGAUUCACACGCGCACAGCCCUUGCAGGUACUCCGCGCUGAUGGGAAUCGUCUUGUGCGUACCGCCGGUGUAGAGGGCAUGACACAAAUGCGACUGCUGAGUCUUGACCACAACAUGAUAGACAACGCUAACGAACUUAUUUUUCUUUCUUCUAUUCCAUCAUUAGAAAUGCUCUCCCUGCGAGAAAAUCCAGUAACGAGUAUGAGUGGAUAUAGAGCACUUGUCGCCCAUCUUCAACCCUCUGUACUUUCCCUCGAUGGGGCUCCGCUGCUGCGUGAUGGAGAAGCAUCAUUUCUCGCCUCAACAAUAGCACCGGAGCCGAUUACAAAUUACGUUCCUCAGCCAACACCAUGCAUACAGCCAAGAAAAACUGAGACUACACAAGUUGUUUCAACAGAAUCUCAAUCAGUAAAGAAUUCUAUUGCGCAGGAAAAUGGUUUUAAAAAACGUCCUGUACGAGUUCCCGAGGUGACGCAACGUUUAAAAAAAUCAACACCAACACCAACACCAACAACCACAAUUACAACAGUCUCUACGAGUACUGUUCCUACAAGUAGCGAAAUUGUUUAUGGAGAGAAUACCUUGGUAACUGAAGGUAAUCAUCCUCAGAACCACAAUCAAAACCACAACCAACAGGAUCAAAAAAGACCACUAAAUAGUUAUAGUGAGGAUAUUCUUAAAUCCAAACCAAAACGAUUUCGUUCAUUGAAAGAUCAGGGAGUUUCAUCUGAUAUGGCUUUAGUUAAUGCUAUCAAAAAUACAGUAAAAGUUUCUAGUUCUCCUGUUGUGGAAUCAAUUGUUGAUGUUGUUCCUUCAUCUUCAGAAGCCACUGAGCGAGAAUUACAUGAAACAAGACUACAUAUGGAAGAGUUGAAAAAAGAAAAUGAAUUCCUCCGUACACGUAACAAGAGUCUCUCUGAACAAUUAAAAGAUACUAGACGAGUUAUUUCCUCUCAGCUUGAUGAGAUUAAUGAAUUAAAAGUUCGACUUGGAGCCACAGAGGCGAGUGAAUGCUCCUUGAAGGAACGUCUGGAUAGAAUAAAACGCAACGCCCGUGCUGUGGAUAAACGCACUCACGACACUGUAGAUGCGAUGGUGGUGGAACAGGAACGAAUGAAGGCGGUAUAUGAAGCACAAAUUGCUGAUUUGCGUCAUCAGCUUCGGCGUGCACAACAUAAAUCAUCUAUUACUGUAACGGAACGACCUGCUCUUCUUCUUCGACAACAACAACAACAACAACAACAACAACAACAGAAACAACAACAACAACAACAACCACAAGUAACUCGAAAUAAGCAAGUGAAGCAUUCUACCCUAAUUAAAGGGGUGCGGGGAUUAGAUACAUCUUCUGAAGUCCAAGGGUCUUUAAUAGAUGAUACACCCAACACCGCUGUAGAGAAUGACCACAAUUCUUCUCUCCUCUUGACAACAACAAAAUCAGAGAUGAAUACCCCAAAUGAUCCCUCUAUGCGUCGUACAGCUGACGUAAAAAAACUUGCAGGAGAACUGAAAAAUUGGUUAUACGCUGAAAUGGCUGAAGACGCACGACGAGAGGAGGAAGAACGUGUUCUCGACACGCUACGUCAGUCACUUGAAAGAGAAAAAUCCAUGGCCUUACCUCACCAUCAGUGUCAUCAAGAAGAUCAACAACAAGGAGAACUUAAUACUUUAACUUUUUCUGCAAAACCAUCAUUUGAGUCCACAUACUAUACAGAUAAAACUACAAUGUCAGUUGAAAAUCUUCCUUCAAAAGAAGAAGUAACUAAAAAUUUAACGGAACAUGUCUUGGCACGUACUACUACUAAUACUGCUAAUACUAUUACUUCGACUCAAGUGUAA
This is a messenger RNA of Trypanosoma theileri, 2205 nucleotides long. RefSeq names its product putative leucine-rich repeat protein (LRRP). Gene Ontology annotation, cellular component: cytoplasm. The coding region runs from base 1 to 2205 and encodes 734 amino acids. The record is from RefSeq and is a predicted model, not a curated record. Gene Ontology annotation, molecular function: protein binding. Lineage: Eukaryota; Euglenozoa; Kinetoplastea; Trypanosomatida; Trypanosomatidae. The transcript has a single exon.